Molecule: messenger RNA, 5755 nt
Organism: Menidia menidia (Atlantic silverside)
Lineage: Eukaryota; Metazoa; Chordata; Actinopteri; Atheriniformes; Atherinopsidae
Source: the annotation of a GenBank genome assembly
UUGAAUGUUCGAAAAAACACAUCGUUUGAAAUGUCAAUGUCCCAUCUUUAUGGACGGAGGGAGGAGGAGGAAGAAGGUGUAGAAAUUGAGAGCUUUGAAGUGACGGAAUGGGAUCUGGCUAAUGAAUUCAACCCGGACCGUCGCAGAUUUAGGCAAACCAAAGAACAGGCCACCUAUGGCAUCUGGGCUGAAAGGGAUUCAGAUGAAGACGAGAGGCCAAGCUUUGGUGGCAAAAAAUCUAAAGACUACACUACUCCUGUGAGUUUUGUGAGUGCUGGUCUCCGUAAGACUGCAACUGAGGAGAAACAGCAGCCAAAGGAAGGAGGCUCUGAUGACUCAGAUGAUGAUGAAGCAUCAGCAUCAGCACCACCACCCCCGUCUCGUGUCUCAGCUCCAAAAAAACUUCAGAUGGGAAAUCUGCGUGGAAAUCAGUCGCAGAGAUUUGCAGGAGGCAUACAGUCUGGUCAAGGUAUUGGUAGCUGGGAAAAGCACACUAGGGGAAUUGGACAGAAACUUCUGCAGAAAAUGGGUUACCAGCCAGGAAAAGGCCUGGGAAAGAAUGCUCAAGGUAUUGUAAACCCUAUUGAGGCAAAGGUGCGAAAGGGAAAAGGAGCAGUUGGCGCUUAUGGCAAUGAGCGAACCCAUCAGAGUCUUCAGGACUUCCCUGUGGUUGAUUCAGAUGAGGAGGAGGAGAAGGAGUUUCAGAAGGAACUAGGACAGUGGCGUAAGGAUCCUGCAGGCGCUGCAGGAAAGAAGAAACCCAAGUACUCCUACAAAACUGCAGAUGAGCUGAAGGCUAAAGGCAAAAUAGUUGGUCGAAGCACAGCUGCAUCCGCAGGGGAGCUGGCACAGGUCAAGGUGAUAGAUAUGACUGGAAGAGAGCAAAAGGUUUACUACAGUUACAGUCAAAUAUCCAACAAGCACAGCGUUCCUGAUGAAGCUCCACCCAGCAUGUCCAUUCGGGACCAGAAGGGUUCUGGCUUUGCUCUCCCUGAGCUUGAGCACAACCUCCAGCUUCUGAUAGACCUCACAGAACAGGAUAUUUUACAGUCAGCCAGACGUUUGCAGCAUGAAAAAGACGUAGUUGUGUCUCUGAGCCAUGAGUCACGAGCAUUGCAGAGCAGACUGGAAAUGGAGCAAGAUGCCAUCCAAAGAAUGGAAUCUGUAUUGGCAUUGGUCGACCGCUUUCCUUCUGGGGAGACGGCACCAGGGGAGGGGCCCGCCUUGCAGGAGUGUGCCCGGAUUUUUGAGACCUUACAAACUGAUUACUAUGAAGAGUAUAAGAUGAUGGGGUUGGCAGACCUUGCUGCAGCUGUUGUCCAUCCGUUACUUAAAGAGAAACUUUGCUCAUGGGACCCAUUGAAGGACUGCACUCAUUGUCUGGAAGAAAUUGGUCAGUGGAGAUCAAUCCUUGAAUCCAGAGACAUGCACUCCAGUGGUCCAGAUUCAAACACGGAUCCCUACCACAGACUGCUAUGGGAGGUUUGGCUCCCCGUGAUGCGCUCCUGCGUGUCGGCCUGGCAGCCUCGGAUAGUCGGGCCAAUGGUGGACUGUGUGGAAAUGUGGGCUCCUCUUCUGCCGCCAUGGAUCCUGGAUCACCUUUUGGAGCAGCUUAUCGUACCACGACUACAGCGAGAGGUGGACAAUUGGAACCCUUUAACUGACACAGUGCCUAUCCACUCCUGGAUCCACCCAUGGCUGCUUCUGCUCCAAUCACGUCUAGAGCCUCUUUACCCACCAAUCAGGAGCAAACUGGCCAACGCUUUGCAGCGGUGGCAUCCCAGUGACGCCUCAGCUCGCCUCAUCCUUCAGCCAUGGAAGAAUGUCUUCACAGUGGGAGCAUGGGAAGCUUUUAUGGUCAAAAACAUCAUCCCUAAGCUAGCUUUAUGUUUGGAAGAGCUGGUUAUCAACCCUCACCAGCAGCAGAUGGAGCCAUUUAACUGGGUGAUGGAUUGGGAGGGCAUGCUGUCCCCCUCUUGCCUCAUUUCCCUGCUGGAUAAAAACUUUUUCCCAAAAUGGUUGCAGGUUCUUUGUUCAUGGCUGAGCAACAGUCCCAACUAUGAAGAAAUCACUAAAUGGUACCUGGGCUGGAAAAGCAUGUUUAGCGAUAUGUUGCUGGCACAGCCCCAGAUUAAAGAGAAAUUCAAUGAAGCUUUGGACAUCAUGAACCGUGCAGUGUCUUCAGGCAUAGGUGGAUACAUGCAACCUGGAGCCAGGGAAAAUAUUGCAUAUCUGACGCAGACUGAGAGACGAAAGGACUUCCAAUAUGAAGCUUUGCAGGAGCGAAGGGAUGCAGAGACCGUGGCUCAUAGGGGCAUUAGUGCUGGUGUGCCAACUAACUUUAAAGAUCUUAUCCAGACCAAGGCAGAAGAGAACAACAUUGUCUUUAUGCCCAUAGUGGCCAAACGACACGAGGGAAAGCAGCUGUACACCUUUGGUCGUAUUGUUAUCUACAUAGACAGAGGGGUUAUAUCGAUGUCGUCCGAGGCACUAAAGAAGCGGAAGUCGAAGGUUCUCCGGACUGAAGGAGGAACACCGGAGAUAAAGCGGGGUCGUGGGGAGGUGGACCAGCAUGAUGUUCGUCUGUAUAAUGAGGAGGCGGAGCUAGAAAGCAGGGACCCUGAACAGGACUACUUACAGUACAAAGAAUCAUGUGAGAGUCUGGGCAAACUUAUGAGUGAGAUCCAGAAGCUCAAAGCCGGUGGCGCUAAGGAGGGGUGUGCAGAGCUCGAGCAGAAACGCAUGCAGAGCUGCAUCCACUUCAUGAAUCUGAAAAGGCUGAAUCGUCUGGCUCAUAUGCAGCUAAAGAAAGGCAGAGACGACACGCACGAGGCAAAACAGAAGGUGGACGUGUUGCAUCUCCAGCUCCAGAACCUCCUGUAUGAAGUUAUGCAUCUUCAGAAGGAGAUCAGCAAGUGUUUAGAGUUCAAGUCUAAACAUGAGGAGAUUGAUUUGGUGAGUGAAGAGGAGUUUUACCAGGAGGCCCCACCCGAGAUCUCCAGGCCUAAUCUCACAAAGACUGACCCUCACCAGCUCACACUGGCACGACUUGACUGGGAGCUGGAACAGAGGAAAAGAUUAGCAGAGAAAUACAAAGAGUCCCAGGCAACAAAGGAGAAGAUUCAGAAGAGCAUCGAGGUCAAGAAGGAGCACCUGAGAAGCUUGCAGCCUGGACUCCAUGCAAUCAUGCAGGCAUCUCUCCCAGUGCAGGAGUACCUGUCCAUGCCGUUUGAACAGAUUCAGAAGCAGACAGAGAUCGCCCGCCACCUGCCUCCUCCUCUCUAUGUGCUGUUUGUUCAAGCAAAUGCAUACGGCCAGGCCUGCGACAAGAAUCUUAAUGUGUCGAUUAGUGGUGAUGUGGAUGAGGCCAAGGCCCUGUCCAAACCUCCAGAAGAUUCCCAGGAUGAUGAGAGUGAUUCCGAUGCAGAGGAAGAACAAGAGAAAACGAAGAGGAGAAGGCCGACUACCGGUGGCCAGCUGGAUGACAAAAGGCGAGAGAUGCUGAAAAAGCACCCUCUGUCCCUUAGCUUGGACCUUGAAUGCAAAGAUGGCAGCAUUCUCCAUCUCUUUUUCUACUACUUGAUGAAUCUGAACAUCAUGACGGUCAAGACCAAAGUCUCUACCUCAACCGACCUCAGUACUGCCAUCAGUUCAGGGGAUCUUCUGAAAUCAGACACUCUGCUUAGCUGUCUCUAUACCAACGACCAUGGGAGAGAAACUCCCAAUCCUUCGAAUCGCUACCAGUUUGACAAAGUCGGGAUCGUUUCCUUUUCCGACUACGUGGAUGAGCUGGGCUAUCCCUACAUGUGGGUUCAGCAUCUCGGAGGACUUCAUUUUCCCAGCGAGUCGUCAGAGGGUGUGCUGGUGGGCAGUUCUCUGAGCGCCAGCCACAUGGAGAACACCAUGAAGCUGCUGAGAGGGCGGGUCCAGUCCCGCUUGGCUCUCCACAAACAGUUCGCCUCCAUAGAGCACAGCAUCAUCCCAGUUACCAGUGACUGUCAGCACCUCUUCCCUGCCAAGAUCAUCUCCCGUUUAGCACGCUGGACCGCCAUCAGUCACCAGGAGUACACGGAUUUGCUGUACACACGUCAUGUCACUGACGCCGGGCUGGCCAAGGACACUGAUCUGUACUUUAUGGCAGUGGUUGAGAGGGGGACAGCUCGUCUCACUGCUGCAGUGGUGCUGAAUCCCCGGUACCCGGAGAUCGCCCCCCUGUUCUCGCUCUCCCUCAGCUGGAAGGGAGACAGCAGCGGACGCACCGAUAACAACCUCAGGGCUAUUGAGAGUGAGGUGAACGUGUUCAAAAGCGAACUGCAAGGGCCACGUCCAGGACACCAGCUGCUGACCAAUCAGCUGCAGCGCCUGUGCGUGUGCCUGGAUGUGUAUCUGGAGACAGAGGUACAGGACGACAGUGUGGAAGGACCUCGCGAGUUCCCACGAGAGAAAAUGUGCCUGCGCACUGUCAGGGGUCCAAAUCGCCUGAAGCCAUUCAAGUACAACCAUCCUCAGGGCUUCUUCAGUCACCGUUAAAGCUGGAUGUGUCAUUAUCCCUUCGUACUUUAAAUUAGCCAUUUUUAAACAUACUUUUGUGACUCUUUAACAGGCAAAGUGUCUUUUCAAACAAUUUUUGGAGAAUAAAGAUGUGAAUUUUCUUCAGUAAUUGUGUCUUGAUCUUUUUGCUGCAUGCAAACUUUAGCUUUUUCUGUUUGCUCCUGUUAUGUCCUCUUUACCCCGAUCUCUGAAUGUGACACUCUAUUUAUAGGUGUUGUCAGGGCUAGUUGAUUAUUAUGCUACGGGGGUUCUGAGCAGGAAUAAGCUGAGUCAUUUCUACAGAGAGUGGUGGGCAGUAUUUUGCAGGCUGUGAGCAGUUAGCCUUUGACCUCUCCGGAACUCCCAGUUAAAGCACAUUUAUGUAUAUUAUAUGCUUUUUUACUUAUAAUCAUUGAACAGUGUGUCCUUAGGAGUCAGUCUGUCUUUGAACUAUCAAGUAUUCAUUCCUGAAAACUAACUCUCUGGGGAGGUUUCCUGAUGCUGCUGUACUAAGGAUUGAGCACUGUUUGGAAGUCAUUUUAGAUGCUCCAAAGCGAAAAACGGGAUUUUGGACACUGGAGAAGCUACAUGACAAAAUGGCCCCUGAAAAGAGGGGGGGAAACUGCCCCAAAUGACAAAAAGACAGCAGCUUCAAAUUAGCUUUUGAAUUAGCAGCCUGUAACCGAGUUGCUGAUCCCGGUUAAGCUGGAUGCUGUACUAAUUUUCCUGGAUCUCUGAGUACAAAUACCAGAAACCUUCUUUAUAUUGCAAUUCACAAGGUCUCAGGUGAGGUCGGGUUCUCCUUUUAGUGUGGUUUGUUGGCUUUAGGAAAUGCAGCUGGUGUUUGGAGGUGAUCUUGCGUGGUCAUGAGCGCUAAGAGUGUGUCUGAGGUAAUAUAGGCUGUAGGAUGUGGUCGAGGAAAGGGUUAAAGGGACAAUACUGAUGGGAGUGGGGCUUCAGUGCCUUCAAUGCUGGUCUAUUUUUAGCAUGUAUCAAGCAUGCAAAUAACCAUGGUCUUGUGGGAGAGGCUUAUGAAAAAAGUAGGGAUGAAGAACUGGGGGCGGGGAAGGCAGUAUUGUCAAUCUGAUGUAUAUUAAAGUGUUUGGUAUCUGUUUGACUUUAGGUUGGUCUGCUUUGAUGCAGCUUUGUCACAAAAACGUCCCUGUAAUGCAGUGAGUUUGAACUUUAAUGAUGUCAUGGCAAUAAAAACUCAGCCAAAUGUCAG